AUGAGGAGGUGGGUGGUGUCGGCGCGCCCCCAGAGCACAGCCCUCCCGGGGGCCCGCUCCUGCGCCCCGCUCCCAUUCCUCCAGAUGGCGUCCCUCCUUCACAGAGACAGAUGCCCAGGGCAGCGGCACAGCGCUCGGUCAGUGGGCCUCACUCUGCCCCAGGCGCUGCAGCGCGUGUCGUCUGAAGGACGGGCAAUGGCCCGUGCCCUGUGCUGCUGCCGCCUGUGGACACAGCCGCUUCCAGCCACCCGCCUCAGGCCUGAGCCCGAGGCUGCCCCUCCCGCCCAGGCCUUGCCUCCGCCCCCGCUGCGUCCCUCGGUGGCUCCCACCCUCGCAAGCCUGGCACAACCAGCGGCCCGCUUCUCUCUGCAGCGGCCUUCCAGUCUCCCCUGA
Messenger RNA from Rangifer tarandus platyrhynchus (Svalbard reindeer), 393 nucleotides. The record is from the annotation of a GenBank genome assembly. Lineage: Eukaryota; Metazoa; Chordata; Mammalia; Artiodactyla; Cervidae.